Messenger RNA from Lates calcarifer (barramundi perch), 1395 nucleotides. RefSeq names its product trafficking protein particle complex subunit 3 (gene trappc3). Gene Ontology annotation, cellular component: cis-Golgi network membrane; cytosol; TRAPP complex. Lineage: Eukaryota; Metazoa; Chordata; Actinopteri; Centropomidae. Gene Ontology annotation, biological process: endoplasmic reticulum to Golgi vesicle-mediated transport; intra-Golgi vesicle-mediated transport. The record is from RefSeq and is a predicted model, not a curated record.
CAUAAUCUAGUUAGCUUGAUGCUGGUGAAAGUGUGUGACUGAUCUGGCGAUUACGGAAAUAUCUGCUUAGCCAGAAUCAAAUAAAUAAAGGAUUAAUAUCGAGUCACCACCUGUGUAAGCCUGUAACACUGUCCACAAUGUCCAGGCAAUCCAACCGAACAACAGACAGCAAGAAGAUGAACUCUGAACUGUUCACACUGACCUAUGGGGCUCUGGUGACCCAGCUUUGUAAAGACUAUGAGAAUGAUGAGGAAGUCAAUAAACAACUGGAUAAGAUGGGUUAUAACAUCGGAGUACGUCUCAUUGAAGACUUCCUGGCACGCUCCAGCAUCGGCAGGUGUCAGGAUUUCCGAGAAACAGCCGAUGUCAUUGCUAAGGUUGCAUUUAAGAUGUACCUGGGAAUCACCCCCAGUGUGACCAACUGGAGCCCGGCAGGAGAUGAAUUCUCCCUCAUGUUAGAGAAUAACCCGUUGGUAGACUUUGUGGAGCUGCCGGAUAACCACAGCACGCUGAUCUACUCCAACCUGCUGUGUGGGGUCCUCAGAGGAGCCCUGGAGAUGGUCCAGAUGGCGGUGGAUGUGAGGUUUGUCCAGGACACUCUGAGAGGGGACAGUGUUACAGAAAUUCGCAUGAAGUUCAUCAAGAGGAUCGAAGAAAAUCUCCCAGCAGGAGACGAAUAAUGGAAAUAAAGGGGAAGUUACAGGAACACCUUCACUUACAGACUGAAAGGAUGAACAAACCAAACUCAAAACAUCAAGAUGAGUGGUACUUCUCAGUAGCUGAAAGACUUCGUAUUAACAUCAUAGCCUGGAUCUGUCGAGUUAAAAGUUUUAAAGGCAUCAAUGCUGAUAUUAUAAAAACACUCCUCAACUCCUAGUAUCUUCAUCUCCUGUUUUUUUUUCUAUCUGUAUUGUUAGGAGUAGAGCUAGGAGUUAGACGAGACUAUUGAGAUUCAUCCCAACGAGAAGAAACACUUUACACUAUUGAAACACAACAAAAGAUCAUAGCAUAGCUUUGCUACUUUGAAUAUCUUAUGAAUGACAUGAGUGAUCUGCAGUCCAGUUUGAGUGUUUCUCUGCCAAUAACAGCCAGUGUCAAUGUAGAGGGCUAAGAGAAUGCACUGUCACCAUCCCACAUGGAAAGUCACUUUUUCUUCAUUUGACUGUAAAACCUCUGUCCUGUUUGUCAAAACAUUGAUUCGUUUUCAUUUGGCCUUGUGUAGGCUCUUACCUUUUUUAAUUUUUGGUGCAAGGCUGGAAAGCCCUACAUUGUUAUGUUUUCAUGUUUGUCUUGUUUUUUUUUCUUUUUUAAUUAAAUCACAUUCUAUAUUGCUGCCAGUUGUCUGGCAUGAUCAUUUAUGUUGAUGUAUAUGUGAAAUAAAUGUAACAUAUUUGA